AUGGUGUAUUGCUGCCAUUCUCACAGCUUUUGCCGCGUCAGGGACCUGCGGUACCGCUGCGGCCGGGACCUCGCGGGGGGUUUGGCCCGGCACUGGGUGCAGCUGAGCCUGGAUGAAGCCACCCAGGCCUUCCUGAGGUGGUGCGCGCGCGGACCGACGACCACAGAGAUCUUCAAGACCUCCUUAUCGCGGAUCCUGCGCUGGUGCAUGUCCGCCACGGACGCCAACGCCUUGCUGGGUCGCGGGGAGAUGUUUGCCCUGAGCAGGUGGCAGGCGACGCAGCUGUUGGGGAGGUGCGAAGCCGCGGGGUCUCUGCUGGACGUGGGCGCAGGGGUGGGCCUGGUGACGGAGCAGCUGGCGCCGCUGUUCGACAAGGUCAUCGCCACGGAGGCGAGCGCGCCCAUGGCUCGCCAGCUGCGGCGGAGAGGCUUUUCGGUGCUCGGCUCGGCGGACCUCGCCGGCCUCGAGGCUCUGGCGCAGCGCGAGGGCAUUGACGGCGGCUUCAACUGCAUCUCCCUGGUGAAUGUCUUGGACCGCUGCGAUCGCCCGCUGAGCCUCUUGCAGGACCUCAAGCGGCGGCUGAAGCCCGAUGGCAGGCUUCUGCUGGCCGUGGUCUUGCCUUUCAAGCCCUUUGUAGAGCACGGCAUCUUCAAGCUACAGCCCACCGAGAGGCUGUCGCUGGACCGGUCCGCGACCUGGGAGAGCGCGGUGGAGGAGCUGUGGCAGCUGCUGCAGUCCCUGGGCUUCAAGCUGGAGGCACUGACGAGGGUGCCGUACCUGUGCAAAGGAGACCUGACGACAAGAAGAGAGACUGGUAAAUGUGGAAGACCUGUGCGGCCUGACUUUUCAGGUUUGCCAACGUCUAUUUCCUGGACGACGCCAUCUUCGUGUUGA
Effrenium voratum is the source of this 894-nucleotide messenger RNA. Lineage: Eukaryota; Dinophyceae; Suessiales; Symbiodiniaceae. The record is from the annotation of a GenBank genome assembly.